AUAUAGAGUAAAAGAGGAAGGGUUUGAAAAUUGAGGCAGGUGUGGUGUAGGGUGAUGCAUGCGUGGCGGCAAACAUGUAUCUCACACGUGUAAUACACGCGUCGUCUCUCCUGUCCUCGCCGCCAUCUACAUAUAGGAUGAAAUUGAGGAAGAAGAAAGGCAAAAUGCAGAAGGCAGAAGAAAAGCAGAAUGACGUUCCUCUCAUGUCACUCAACCAUGUUUCUAGGGUUUGUAGAGCGGUGAAGGAAUCGAUUGAAUUCUACAGCAAGGUACUAGGCUUCGUGCUGAUCAAGCGGCCGGAGUCCUUCGACUUCGACGGCGCGUGGCUCUUCAACUACGGCGUCGGCAUCCACUUGGUGCAGUCCAAGGACGAGGAGAAGCUGCCCACAGAUAAGCAGCGCUUGGACCCCAUGGAUAACCACAUCUCAUUUCAGUGCGAGGACAUGGAGGCUAUGGUGCGGAAGCUGGAGGAGAUGAACAUCAAGUACAUGAAGAGAAGUGUGGGGGAGGGAGAAGGCGCCGCCAUCGACCAGCUCUUCUUCAAAGAUCCCGAUGGAUUUAUGAUCGAGAUUUGCAACUGCGAGAAUAUGAAGCUCGUGCCGCAGCGCUCCAUUGGCCGGAUCAAACUUCCCUCCGAUAAACACAACCCGCCCAUCGACCUGCCCCUAAAACAAGACAUGUUUCUUGCUUAAUUUUUACUCCAUAUAAACAUAGAUUCGCCUUUGAUUUCUAU
Molecule: messenger RNA, 733 nt
Organism: Salvia miltiorrhiza (redroot sage)
Lineage: Eukaryota; Viridiplantae; Streptophyta; Magnoliopsida; Lamiales; Lamiaceae
Product: glyoxylase I 4
Exons: 2
Coding region: 75-692 (205 amino acids)
Source: RefSeq, a predicted model, not a curated record